CUCGUCCGCCCCGUUCAACCCCCGUCGUCCGCGUUGAACUUCGCGCCGCGCCCGACGAGCUGCCAGCCGUCGAGGGGGCGUGUCGAAAGGGAUCCGAGGUGCCGCAGACCUUAGGGCCGCGACCGUGACGUAUAUAUGAGCAGAUGGGGAGCGGGCUUGGGAACGGCGCGCACGUUGCAAAGUCUAAUAAAUACCUGGCGCCACCGAACAGCGUCUGGGCUGUUCUCCUCGUUGUCUCCGACGUUCAUCUCGCCCGCGCGUCUAUCCCCCCUCAGCGUUCACUGCUCAUUCUCCCCUAUUGAUGACGGCCAAUCCUAUCGCGCCGCUGCUUGGUACUGUCUUCAACUCCAUCCUCGAGGUCUUCCUGCUAUGUUGUUGCGGAUAUGUGCUGGCUGGCAAGGGUGUGCUAGAUAAGAAGACGCAGAAGCAACUAAAUCGGCUGAACGUCUCACUCUUCACCCCUGCGCUGCUGUUCUCGAAGGUCGCAUUCUUCUUGUCGCCAGCCAAGCUUCGUGAACUAUGGGUCAUCCCUAUAUUCUUUGUGAUCGUCACCGUCGUCUCGAUGGUCGUUGCAUACGUCCUGGGGCUCAUUUUCCGCCUCAAGCGAUCGCAAAGAGCCUUCUCCAUGGCCUCCGCCAUGUUCAUGAACUCCAACUCCCUCCCCAUCGCCCUCAUGCAAUCCCUCGUCGUCACUGUACCAGGCCUCAAGUGGUACGAAGGUGACAAUAAGAACGCGAUGGUUGGCCGCGCCCUCACCUACCUCGUCCUCUACUCCACCCUCGGCAUGGUCCUUCGCUGGUCCUACGGCGUCCGUCUUCUCUCCCAAGCCGAUGAUGAGGUUGCCCCGCAACUAGAGGAUGGCGAGGCCGACGAGCGCACCCCGCUCCUUGUCGAGCGCCUUUCCUCGCAGCUGGAAAGCAACGGAAUGACGAGCGCGCCCCCGCCUGUUGUCGGUCGGCCCGGGAUGCCGGUCCGUCGGCGCACGACGUUUUACAAGUCCUUCCCCAACUCCCCAAAUGAGUCGAGCGCGGACUUGCCCUCCGUGCGCACUCCAGUUGCCUCCGGCUCGCCACUUCAGUCCUCCCCUACAAGCUCGGAUGACGAAUUCGAGGACGACACUGCCCCCGCCACGUCCGCAGGAUCGUCUACCACGCUCCCCCUGCACCACGACCCCGCCAAGCCCUUCUCCGAUGAGCCUCACGCCCACCAUCACCAUCACGAACAUGCCAGCACCGAACACCACUCGCACGGCUUCUUCCACCGCCUGCCGCGCUACCUGCGCCGCGCGUGGGCCGCGUUUAACGAGUUCAUGACCGUUCCGCUUUGGGCCGCGCUCGCCAGCGUCAUCGUCGCCUGCGUCCGACCACUUCAACAUACGCUCGAGGCGCACGUGCAGCCCAUCAAGGGCGCACUCACACAGGCCGGCAACUGCUCCAUCCCUCUCACCCUCGUCGUCCUCGGCGCGUACUUUUACAAGGAGCCGCAGGAGGGGCAAAGCGCGAGCAAGUCUAGCAGUAUCAAGGGAUGGGCGAGGAGCGUGAGGAAUGUCUUCCGCCCGGCGUGGUGGCGCGGGGAGCUUCAGGAGCGAAGGAGUAGCAGCAUUGUCAUCCGCGAGCCGGAGCCAAAGACGCCCGGGGAGACGAGGACGGUGGCCAUUGCAGUCUUGUCUCGUAUGGUCGUCACGCCGCUCGUGCUCAUGCCGCUGAUGGCGCUCGCGGCGAAGUACGACUGGCAUAGUGUCUUCGAAGACCCUGUCUUCGUCGUCGCCAACGUCCUGUUGGUCUCUUCCCCACCCGCCCUUACUCUCGCGCAGAUCACACAGGCAGCCUCGGGCGAUGCUUUCGAGCGCCUCAUCAGCCGCACGAUCUUCUGGUCGUAUUGCGUCGUCACACCGCCAGCGACGAUUGUCUACGUGUUGAUUGGCUUACUGUUGUCGAAGAUCUAAGGGGCGGUCGAGUGCCCUACUAAAUCCCUACGUAGCACCACGCAUCCUUUUUUCCACGUACCUUCCAUCUAUCGUCCCGCGCUUCUAUGGUGGUCUCAAGCUACCACGUAUAUACCACUCUUUCUUCACGGGACGACUCGGACUUCCGCAUCUCAUCUCGUUUGUAUCUACCUCCUAGGCACGUCGUGUAAUUUGGCUGUACUUAUUCGAUAGCUCUUCUCGCUAGCCGCUGUGUACCUUGGGUGUAUGAAUCGCCUAGCAAUGUGCAAUGUAGUGUUCGACCUCACAAAGGUGUGCCGGUAUCUCGGCGAUGGUUAAAGGUCGC
Messenger RNA from Schizophyllum commune H4-8, 2270 nucleotides. RefSeq lists its product as uncharacterized. Gene Ontology annotation, biological process: transmembrane transport. The transcript has 6 exons. The coding region runs from base 302 to 1945 and encodes 547 amino acids. Gene Ontology annotation, cellular component: membrane; endoplasmic reticulum. Lineage: Eukaryota; Fungi; Basidiomycota; Agaricomycetes; Agaricales; Schizophyllaceae. The record is from RefSeq and is a predicted model, not a curated record.